Messenger RNA from Crotalus tigris (Tiger rattlesnake), 1388 nucleotides. Its product is annotated as stress response protein NST1-like. NCBI's taxonomy places the organism in Eukaryota, Metazoa, Chordata, Lepidosauria, Squamata, Viperidae. The transcript is spliced from 9 exons. The record is from RefSeq and is a predicted model, not a curated record. Bases 1 to 615 code for a protein of 204 amino acids.
AUGGAGACAUUCUUAUACUAUGCAGGGAAACUCCUGUUUGAGGUCUGUCUGCAGAAAUACAGAGACCACCAAAGAAAACAAAUCUUCAAUGUUAGUCUUGUUGGUGGGUUAAUACGUAAUGUCUUUUGGGAAUAUUGUUUAACAACACAAGUGUUUUCCCAUAAAAAUACAGAAAAGAAGCAGACAGAAGAGGUGACAUCCUCACAGGAGAAGGAGCUGGCAGAAAAAGAUGCCACCAUAAGAGCUUUGGAAGAGGAGAACAAGACCUUAGCCAGCGAACUGGCCCAUCUUCUGGAGCGGAAUGAGGAACUGAAGCACUUUACAAAUCUUGAUCCAGAAAGAGAGGCUGAGAGAAAAGAGUUGGAGGUUGCAAUAUUGAAGAAAAAAUUGGAAAGGGAGCAGAAGGCAAUCAGCCGACUCACCGCUGAGGUCUCAAGAGAGAGGGAGAGGAGAAGAGACCUCAUGAGAGCCCGGGACCAGGCAAUCGAUGCCAUCUGCUCCCAGUUGCUAUCUAUACCUUACUCUGAGAGAAGAUUGUCGCCUCUGCAAGAAGCAAAUAGAAAAAAAUAUCUCAAUGCGUCAAGAAGUAGCUCGGGGUCAAGUUAUGACAGUUGACUCUAUUGUGGUCAAGAACAUGUGGGUUCCCAACCACAGAUUGUAGUAGAGAUGGAUGAAUUCAAAGACACCUGUACCUCUUUUGGGACUCCCUCUUCUCCCGUCUUAACUCAACCAGGAACAACCAGGACCAGCUGUGGCUCAGAGAUGUAGUCAAGUGACAUACAUCACUUUUUACACCUCUUCCUUUAACCAAGACAAUGGCAAUUGGUCCCAAUUUGGUCCCAACUGAAGUCGUAACAUGAUGACUACCUGUAUUAUGAAAAUUCUCCUUCACCACCAAAUACGCUCCUGAAGAAAUUGCUUUUGGCGUCCAUUUCUUGUCUGGGGUCAAAGUCAGGAAAAUGCUUCCAGAAAUUUGAAUGUCACGCAGGAUGACCGUGCCCUGAAAGUUUCUGCCCUGAGUACCUGGGAUGUUAAGAAAGAACACCUCAAGAGCGCCCAGGGGAAAGACAUCAAGCGUGCUUUGGUCAAUGGCCUUGCCAGCCAAGUUGAUACCUUCCAUUUGCCCAAAUGUCCACCCAUCCAUUGAUGAUGAAGUAAAAGAUGAUUAGGGAUCUGGAGGCUAAGUCUUACGACGAUUGAACUAGGCGUGUCUAGCCUAACCAAGCAAAGGAUUAGGAGUGUCAUGAUAGCUGUCUGCCAAUAGUUGAGGGGCUGCCAGAGAGAAAAAGGGGAUGGCCUAUUCUCCAAAGCAUCUGGAACAGGAUAAGAAGUAACCGACAGAAAAUCAUCAUGGAGGGAUCCAACCUAGAAUGAUGGAGAAAUUUCCU